Molecule: messenger RNA, 3351 nt
Organism: Mus caroli (Ryukyu mouse)
Lineage: Eukaryota; Metazoa; Chordata; Mammalia; Rodentia; Muridae
Gene: Slc25a23
Product: solute carrier family 25 member 23
Biological process (GO): transmembrane transport
Cellular component (GO): mitochondrial inner membrane
Molecular function (GO): calcium ion binding
Source: RefSeq, a predicted model, not a curated record
CCAAGUUCUGGCGCGGGCGGGGACGACUAGCAUUUAUCACUUCCAGCAAGUGCCGGAGCUCGGCCCCGCACCGAAGAGGCUGCGGUGCGGGUGGGCGCGGGAGCUGGCCUUGUGGGGACCCCGGGGGGGAGGGGGAGCCAGAAAGCCCCCGCCGAGGCCGUCGCUGCGGGGCCUCCCCUCCCCCCUGGGCGGGCGCCAUGCGGGGGGGCUCAGGCGACGCGGAGCGGCGGCAGCGCUGGGGUCGCCUAUUCGAGGAACUAGACAGCAACAAGGAUGGCCGCGUGGACGUGCACGAGUUGCGCCAGGGGCUGGCCAGGCUGGGAAGGGGAGAUCCGGACCGUGCACAGCAGGGCGUCUCCUCUGACUGGGAUGCUGAUCCUGAUGGUGGCCUCAGCCUGGAGGAGUUUACUCGCUACCUGCAGGAACGGGAGCAGCGCCUUCUGCUCAUGUUUCACAGCCUUGACCGGAACCAAGAUGGUCACAUAGAUGUCUCUGAGAUUCAACAGAGCUUCCGCGCACUAGGUAUCUCCAUCUCACUGGAGCAAGCAGAGAAAAUCCUACACAGCAUGGACCGCGAUGGCACCAUGACCAUUGAUUGGCAGGAAUGGCGAGACCACUUUCUGCUGCACUCUCUGGAGAACGUGGAGGAUGUCCUGUAUUUCUGGAAGCAUUCUACAGUCCUGGACAUCGGUGAAUGCCUGACGGUGCCCGAUGAGUUCUCCAAGCAAGAGAAACUUACAGGAAUGUGGUGGAAACAGCUGGUGGCUGGUGCAGUGGCUGGCGCUGUGUCACGGACAGGCACAGCUCCUCUGGACCGACUCAAGGUAUUCAUGCAGGUCCAUGCCUCAAAGUCCAACCGACUCAACAUUCUAGGGGGCCUGAGAAACAUGAUUCAAGAAGGGGGAGUCUUGUCCCUCUGGCGGGGCAACGGCAUCAACGUGCUCAAGAUAGCCCCUGAGUCUGCCAUCAAAUUCAUGGCUUAUGAACAGAUCAAGCGGGCCAUCCGGGGGCAACAGGAGACACUGCACGUUCAGGAGCGCUUCGUGGCUGGUUCCCUGGCCGGGGCCACAGCUCAAACCAUCAUAUACCCCAUGGAGGUACUAAAGACUCGGCUGACUCUACGCAGAACCGGCCAGUACAAGGGGCUCCUGGACUGUGCAAGGCGGAUCUUAGAACGUGAAGGGCCCCGCGCCUUCUACCGUGGCUACCUGCCUAAUGUGCUGGGCAUCAUCCCCUAUGCGGGAAUCGACCUAGCUGUCUACGAGACCCUGAAGAAUCGCUGGCUUCAGCAGUACAGCCACGAAUCAGCUAACCCAGGCAUUCUCGUGCUCCUAGCCUGUGGCACCAUCUCCAGCACCUGUGGCCAGAUUGCCAGUUACCCUCUGGCACUGGUCCGUACCCGAAUGCAGGCCCAAGCCUCCAUUGAAGGUGGCCCACAGGUCUCCAUGGUGGGUCUACUUCGACACAUCCUGUCCCAGGAGGGUGUAUGGGGCCUCUACCGGGGCAUUGCCCCCAACUUCAUGAAGGUCAUUCCAGCCGUGAGCAUCUCCUACGUGGUCUACGAGAACAUGAAGCAGGCUCUGGGGGUCACAUCCAGGUGAGGGACAGGGAGCCUGUCCCCCUAAAACUCCCUCAUCUUCAUCAUGGUAUCCCCUACGCUGAUAUAUUCAACCACAGAGACUGAUGGCCUGACCAGUGGAUCCUAACCCCACACCCCAAGGCACUGGACCCCAGUACCCAAAUCCCAGAUCCUAGCCCUGUGUCCUGACCAUGGUACCACUGCACCCCACACUUGAGCCACAGGAUUCCAGGACUUGAUCCCCAACUUCACAACCAGACCUCGAAGCCCCAACCACUGGACCCCACAUAUCAGCAGCCUGACACUUGAGAUGUAAAACUGUCCAUACCCUGGCCCCAAACCCUUCUUCCCAAGCACCUUGACCCUGUCAUCUACACCCCAAAGCUGGACCCUGCUUUUCCCUGCCCCACUGGGUGCUGGGCCUCACUAUGCAGCAGCAGGUGACCCCAAUGCCCCAAGCAUGGGGGCACUCAUCCAUGUACCCCAUAGCCCAGCUCUCAGAGCCCUCAGGCACCAGACCCAGGGCCCUAAUGUCACACUGGACCAGAGAUCCCUAAACUUGCUGCUGAGUUCCCUGUAACCUGCCUCACAGCCCAGCCCCUGGAUUCUAGGAGCCAAGAACUCUCAGCCACAGGGUCCUGACACGGCAAAGCCAAGAUCCUGGGCUCUGCCCCUGGGUCCCUGGAUCCCUGAAUUACAGGUCCCUUAACCCAACCAAUACAUUUUCCCCUGUUUGGGGUUCCAUAUCCUCCCAUUUUUUUACUGCUAGGUCUACAUUCCAAGCACCACCCUCAAUCUCUCACCACUGGACCCCAAGUCCCAAUCCACUGGAUUCUGUCUCCUGGAAGCAUGGGUGCGAGAGCUCCAGGGUCCCUCAUGUGGAUCCCACAUGCCCCAGCUGCUAAAUUCCAGAUCCCAGAUUCCUUCAACCCCUUCUCUGGACCACAUCCAUAGAAGGCCAAACUUCCAAACACCUUCAGACUCCAAGGUCUUUGCUCCUAUACCCCAAAUGUCACUCCUCAAGUCUAGAUCCCAAUAGCCCAGUGACAGCAUCUCAUAUCCCAGACACACCCUGGAACUGAUUCCCAAUGCAUGGAAGCAUGCCAUCCAAAGAGUCUUCUAGAAGCUCAGACCCCAGACCAGUGGCAGUAAGGAAUGGGACAUAUGAAUGCUGCACCUCAGCUAGGACACACCUCCCUUCCCACCACCACCCCCCAAAUCACUUUGUUCCCCGUCCCCCUCUCUCUUCAAUGUCUUCCACAUUCCCCUGCCUUCCUUUCAGGCUAGUAACUCCCAGAUCCCAGUCCCUCUGGGAGGGCUGAAUCUGCUUGUUCAUGGGUUGGGAGCUACCAGGGGAAGUCAGGGACACCACCAAGGGGACCAUCUGCCUCUCACACUGCCAGUCCUGCUCAGGCCUCAGAAAGUCACAAUCAAGGACCAACACACAACAUCCUUCCUGAAACCCAGCAUCCAGUAUGCAAAUUAAGUAUCCCCAAGCUGACUCGGAGUCUAUUUUUCUAUCAGAGAACAAAGUCCCCUGCUCCCACCACAUUCCCAUACCCUCCACACUUCAAGAUUGGAUUCUGAGCUUAGACCUGGGGUACCCCGCUCCACCUCUCAGUCUUUAGGGGAACCUCAUCAAUGGACUGAGAGGAAAACUGGGAUGUUGGGGGGCAUGGUUUCCACCUCUCCCUCCAACCUACACCAAGUCCUACCUCCCUGCCCAUGUGUGUCAUUUCAAGGAAAAAAAGAAUAAAUUUUCUAAGCUAUUA